AUGGCAGCGACAACUACAACUAAAACAACCUCAAAUUUCCUCAAACCCAUAAACCAUAAAAACCAACAACCCUCCACCAAACCCAAACGUCGCAAGUGUCGCGAAACCACCAUCUCAACCUCCGCUUCAUCUUCCCCCAUCAACCCAACCCAAUUACCCGAACCAGAACCCGAACCCCAACCCGGUUCACCUUCUUCUUACACCGUUCGUUUCUCCCCAAUCAUGGAUUUCACACACUCCUCUUCCCCAAUCUCAAACGGUCACUCGGGUCAGGACCCGUUCCCAUCAAGCUUCACCAAAUUCAACUCCGCCCUCACCGCCGGCCUCCUCAACCCAAUGUCGCCGCCGCCCGACAAAACCCGCUCAUCUCCAACUCUCUUCGAAAUGAUGGUCAACGAACCCGAUAUUCAUCACAGAACAACAACAAACCAGAUCCCAUCUUCGUCUCUUCAGAAACCCCAAAUUGUAAUCCAAGAUCGCGAAACCCUUAUGAUGCAGCGAAUUUCCGAUUUGUUAGCUUCCCGGAGCCCUGGGAACCACUUCAACGAUUCAUCUUCCAGUGAUAUUAAGCUUACGCUUACUUCCAAAGACGGCUUCAGUUUUUCGAUGAACGUGCAUCGUCAGAUUCUUGUUGCGCAUAGUAGGUUUUUCUCUGUCAAGCUUUCUGAUCGGUGGACGCAGCAGCAGCAGCAGCGUUCGGGGUUGCCGUAUUUGGUUGAGAUUGCGGAUUGUGAUGAUGUUGAGGUUUAUGUUGAGACUUUGAGGUUGAUGUAUUGUAAGGAUCUUAGGAAGAUGCUUAUGAAAGAGGAUGUUUCUAAGGUUUUGGGUAUCUUAAAGGUUUCGGCUGCAAUUGGAUUUGAUGCUGGGGUUUUGUCUUGUUUGGAGUACUUGGAAGCAGCUCCGUGGGCGGAGGAUGAAGAAGACAAGGUGGCGUCGCUUCUGUCGGAACUUCGUCUUGAAGCUGUUGGAGCUGGGGAGGUUUUGAAGAGGGUUUCAACUGAAGUUGCCAAUGGAAAUGAAGAGGGGAAUGAUAAUGAAGAAGUCCUGCUUAAACUUAUUCGUGUGGUUCUUGAAGGAAAAGAUGAGAAGGCCAGGCGAGAGAUGAAAGGGUUGGUGUCGAAGAUGCUCCAUGAAAAUGCUUCUCAGAAUGAUCUUCGGAAGGAGUCAUUAUACUCGGCAUGUGAUGAUUGUCUGCAGUUACUUCUUCACCAUUUUUUGCGGGCUGCGGCUUCAGACCUGCAGGAUGUGAGUCAAAUUGCACGUCAAGCGGAUAAUUUGCAUUGGAUUUUGGAUAUUUUGAUUGAUAGACAGAUUGCCGAGGAUUUCCUGAAAACAUGGGCGUCUCAAUUAGAAUUAUCGGAAGCUCAUUCUAAGGUGCCUGCAGUUCACAGGUUUGAGGUUAGCAGAGUUACUGCCAGGUUGUUUGUUGGGAUUGGAAAGGGACAAUUGUUGGCUUCCAAAGAAGCUAGGUGUUUACUUCUAAAAACAUGGCUUGUGCCCUUUUAUGAUGAUUUUGGUUGGAUGAGGAGAGCAUCCAAGGGCCUUGAUAGGCAUCUAAUCGAGGACGGUCUUAGUAACACAAUUCUCACUCUACCACUCUCAUGGCAACAAGAAAUUUUAUUGGCUUGGUUUAAUCGUUUCCUGAAUUCUGGUGAAGAUUGCCCAAAUAUUCAAAGAGGGUUUGAAGUUUGGUGGAGAAGGGCUUUCUGGAAGAGGAACGGAGAGCAAGACAGGACAAGACAAUUACGAAUUACAUCUGCAUCAAUUGAGCAGAGCUGA
This is a messenger RNA of Vicia faba (fava bean), 1779 nucleotides long. Lineage: Eukaryota; Viridiplantae; Streptophyta; Magnoliopsida; Fabales; Fabaceae. The record is from the annotation of a GenBank genome assembly.